AUGGAUCGACUCGCGAUACGAAGGAUAGCCGCCCUCCCCCGGCCGAUGGCGGCACGAAGCAUGAUCCCUCAGAGACCCCGAAGCCAUGCGCGCCUGAUUAGCAUGCAGCCGCGCGUCGCCGAGACGUCCUUCUGGAAGUCCCUGAUCCCAAAACCGCUGCGCUCCGAGAACAGGACGGGCAGCGAAGGAGCGAGCUCGCCAGCAAAGACGAAAAAGGCAAAGUCAAAGGAUUGGAACCCGGCGACCUUCUACAUCGUCAUCUUCCUGCUGAUCGGGUCCAUGUCGAUCCAGAUGAUCUCGCUGCGCAAGAACUUUGACGCCUUCAUGCGCCGCUCCGACGUGCGCAUCGGCCUGCUGCGGGAGGUGAUCGAGAGGGUCCAGAACGGGGAGAAGGUCGACGUCGAGAAGGUCCUUGGCACGGGCGACCGGGAGAGGGAGGCUGAGUGGGAGGAAGUUUUGAAGGAGAUCGAGAGGGACAGCGCGUCGCGGAGUCAGAAGAAACAGGACAAGGCCAAGACACCUGCGCCGUCGCCUCCCGCCGCGAAGGCCGCCCCAGUGGCAGAGCCUGUACCUGCACAAGAGCCUGCCAAAGGACGCACAGCAUACUUCUUCUGA
Messenger RNA from Diaporthe batatas, 615 nucleotides. RefSeq lists its product as uncharacterized. The transcript has 2 exons. Bases 1 to 615 code for a protein of 204 amino acids. NCBI's taxonomy places the organism in Eukaryota, Fungi, Ascomycota, Sordariomycetes, Diaporthales, Diaporthaceae. The record is from RefSeq and is a predicted model, not a curated record.